GAUCAGUCCAACUACAGCAGGAGCCAAAGGUCUGUUGUGGUCUCAGAGCUGAGGUGCCAGCAGGGAGCAGGGCAGCAUCCCCCAGCGAGCCCCACAGUGCAGGUCCCCUUGGCAAGAUGGCCUGGCUCCCACUGCUGCUGCUGCCCUUGCUCUUGGUGGCGGUCUCAGGGAACACGGCCCCGAGGUUCAACAUGAGCAUCGUCUCUGUGCCCGAGGACCUGCCCGUGGGAGCCAGUGCCUUCUGGCUGACGGCUGUGGACGCCGAUGGCGACCAGUUACGCUAUGGCAUGAGCGGGAAGGACGCCUUCUAUUUCUCCGUCAACACCAUGACGGGCGAGGUGCUGCUGGCGGCCUCUCUGGACCGUGAGGAGAAAGCCAAACUCAGCGUCACCAUCACAGUGACAGACCAGAUCAACACCGAGGUCUCCGGGAAGCUGACCAUCAUUGUGGAGGACCGGAACGACAACCCCCCCAUCUUCCAGAAGCAGCCCUAUAUUACCGACCUCUCAGAGACCCGGCCGAUAGGCAGCACCAUCUACAGAGUGCUGGCCACGGACGCCGACUCGGGCAACGCCGGCAGGGUGCGGUAUGAGAUCAAGUCGGUGACCCCCGACGACGCCAAGAAUCACCGGCUGUUCUACAUCCUGCAGAACGGGACGGUCGUGCUGAACGGUUCCCUGAGCUACAACAACCAGAGCACCUACUACCAGCUCCAGAUCAAGGCCACGGACAGCGUGGGCUGCGUGGAGAACUGCACCUAUCUGAGCUCCGUCGCCUACCUGUCUGUGAACGUGGUGGACAAGCCGGACCUGGCCCCGCAGUUCCUGAACGAGCCCUACGUGGGGUCGGUGCCCGAGAACUGCCCCCUGGGGACCACGGUGCUGACCGUGUCCGCCAUCGACAGAGACAAGGGAGUGAACUACGCCCUCAACUACAGCCUCCCAAAUGCCAGCGUGCCGUUUGCCAUCAACCUCGCCAUGGGCACCAUCACGGUGCGCAGCGCCCUGGACAGAGAGCAGCUGCCCAGCGAGGAGGUGCUGCUAGAGGUGCUGGUGCAGGAGGAGAAGCUGGACAUCUACGGGCAGGUGGCUCAGGCCAGUGCCACGGUGACCGUCCAGGUGACCGAUGUCAACGACAACACGCCCCAGUUCUACGAGUGUGAGCUCCCCGCCUGCGACUUCACUGCCAGCCCCCAGAGCAGCUUCAGGGGUUCCCUCGAGGAGCAUUCCUCCACCAGGGUGCCCGUGGGUGGCCUCCGCAUUGUGGCCCACGACCCUGACAAGGGCUCCAAUGGCACCUUUGAGCUGCGGCUGCAGGGCCCAGACGCCACCUCCUUCUCCGUCUCGCCCACGAGGCUCACGGGCACGGGGACGGUGCAGGUCCUGGUGAAGGACCCCAGCACCGUGGAUUAUGAGCGUGUUCAUGUGAUGACCGUGGAGAUCAUUGCCAAUGACACCAGAAACCCCGGGAACUGCUGCUCCAUUGCCACAGUGACCAUCCAGCUGCUUGACAUCAACGACCACGGCCCCAAGUUCGGGCAGAGCAUGUACCGGCUGCAAGUGCUGGAGAACAGCCCGAUGGGCACUGUCAUCUCCAGCAACAUCACGGCCACUGACCCAGACAGCGCCGACUUUGGCAGGAUCACCUACAGGCUGCUGCCCGAGACCAUCCUGGACAUCUUUGCGGUGAACGCCAGCAGCGGGGAGGUGCUGGUGCACAACGGCAGCUUGCUGGACCGCGAGACCCGCUCGGUCUAUUACGCCACCCUGCAGGCAGUGGACGGGGGGAACAUGACGGGCUCCACCUAUCUCGAGAUCACCCUGCAGGACGCCAAUGACAACGCCCCGGUCGUCAGCGGUUCCUACAACGUCUUCGUCAACGAGGGGCAGGAGAACAUCAGCGUCCAGAUCCAGGCCUUUGACAACGAUGAGCCCGGCACCAACAACAGCCGCCUGCACUUCCAGCUGGAACCCGGGGCCUUCAGCGCCAACUUCACCAUCGACCCUGCCACGGGGGUGCUGCGCAGCCUGGCGCCGCUGGACCGCGAGGCCUUGGAACGGGCACUGCAGGGGAAGGUGGUGGUGACCGUGCGGGUGCAUGACCUGGGUGUGCCACAGCUCAGCUCCCUUGUCAACGUCACCAUCACCGUGGAGGACGUGAACGACAACGCGCCUGUGUUCCUCAACGAGCCCUAUGUGUUCUCUGUGCCGGAGGGCCGGGCAGGCACCUUCGUGGGCAGCGUGGAGGCGGGGGACGCAGACCAGACCGAGGUCCAUCACCGAAUCUCCUUCCAGUUGGGCAGCUCCAGCGGCUCCAGCAGCUUCCUGGUCCGCUCCAUCCGCCUGGCCCCGGGGCACUACCAGGGCAACCUGUCCCUGGACCCGGACGUGGCGCUGGACUAUGACCGGCUCAGUCCGGCUCACUUCAACCUGACGGUGCAGGCGGAGAACACGGGCACCGGCGAUGCCCUCAACGUGGUGCCCACCACGGUGUACGUGCAGGUGCUGGACGUGAACGACGAGCCGCCCACCCUGGAGGCAGCCUCACUGCGGGACGUGAGCGUGGCCGAGGAUGCCCAGCCGGGGCUGCUCACCACACUGCAGGCCUCCGACCUGGACACCAACCACUCCCUGCACUUCCAGGAGCUGGGCCUGGCCUGUUACAAGGGCGCGGGGAGCGCGGGCCACGUGUGCCAGGACUGGUUCUACCUGGCGCCCAAUGGCUCCGUGUUCCUCAACAGUUCGCAGAUCGACUACGAGGUGUGCGACCUGGUGACCAUCACCCUGCGUGUGGAGGACACGCGCACCGAGGAGGGCAACCCCUACAGCGACAACGCAACGCUGAGGAUCCUGAUCAGUGACGUGAACGACAACAACCCGGAGUUCCUGCGUAUCAACGACACCUUCGUUGUGGUCCCUGAGGUCUCCCCCGUGGAUCUGCCGGUGGCUGUGGUCAAGGCCAGGGACGCUGACACGGGGCCACGGGGAGCCAUCACCUUCACCAUCUCCAAAGUCCUGUUCCUCCAAGACAACGGGCCCAACCACACGCUCAGCAGCGUCUUCAAGGUGGCGACGACGGCCGAGGGGGAUCUCUACGUCGGCAGCAUCCAAGUUGCAAGCAACCUGGAUGGGUCGUUAAAGGGCCGGUACCAGGUGACGGUGGAGGCCCAGGAUGGUGGGACACAGUCGCUCAACUCCUCGGCUGUGCUGGACAUCUUCACCGUGGACCAGAGCUACCGGGUCAGGCUGGUGUUCUCGACCUCUGUGAAUGAAGUGCAGGACAACUUGGACAAGAUCAAAGCGGCUCUGACAGUGGUGACCAGGGCGACGGUCUACGUAGCAGUGAUCCAGUCCGCGACGGAUGCACCACAGUCCAGAUCGUCCAGAGCCCAGGAGAAGUCCGUGAUGGAGGCGUAUUUUGUGUACAGCAACGGGACGGCCCUGGGGAUGAACGAGCUCAGCAUACUGGUCCAGAACAACCAGCAGGCCCUGAGCGAGCUGAUCCAGCUGGGACUGAUCAUUAUCGGCCCCGGGACCGUGGUGGAGCCCAGUAAGGAGAACGAGCUGAUUGGCAUCAUCGUGGGGCUGGCUGGGGGCCUAGUGCUGCUGCUUCUCAUCAUGACCCUGGCCUUGCUGGCCACCAGCCGGAGCUACAGGAGGAAGCUGAAGGCCAUGAAAGCGCUGAAGAUGGCAUCCACGCUGACAGCCAACAUGGCACAGCAGGGGCCGGCCAUCCCCGGGACAAACAAAUACAACGCUGAGGGGGCUAACCCCGUGCUCAAUCUCACGCUGGACCCCCCUGCGGACCUGGGCUUUGACGAGGACUCAGACGCCGAUGAUGCCAGCCUGAACUCGCUGGACGAAAACAUGGUCGAGAACCCGGCGGAGGGCAGCCCCGGGCCCCUGGCGCUGCAGCUGGGCCGGGCGGGGGCUCCGGCGCAGCUGGGCAGCUGUGAGGAGCCCCUGACGGCCGCCCUGCAGGCCCACCGCACGAAUCUGGCUAGCAAGCCGGCUCAGCAACCGGGAGACCCCAACAGGACCUUCACCUUCAGUAACCCCUCCCUGGACACCACAGACCUGUGAGAGCCCCCGGCUGGCGCUGCGGAGGAGCAGCCACAGUGCAGCGGGACUUGCGUGGCACCUCCCAGUGCAGAGCUGGAGCUACCUGCUGGCUCUGUAAUGGCCCCGUCCCUGCCAAUAAAGUUGCCCAGCCUGGGGCCGGCAGUCCCCCUUCCCAUGUGU
Molecule: messenger RNA, 4241 nt
Organism: Dermochelys coriacea (leatherback sea turtle)
Lineage: Eukaryota; Metazoa; Chordata; Testudines; Dermochelyidae
Gene: CDHR2
Product: cadherin related family member 2
Exons: 32
Coding region: 117-4082 (1321 amino acids)
Biological process (GO): homophilic cell-cell adhesion
Cellular component (GO): plasma membrane
Molecular function (GO): calcium ion binding
Source: RefSeq, a predicted model, not a curated record